CGCACUGCUUUGCGCCCACGCCGCGUCCUCAAGGAAGAGACCGACCGGCCACCAGAGACCCCUCGCCCCCUUGCCAGCUGCUCGGGAAGAUGGGCAAGCGGGCUUCCAAUGGUGGCACCGACGGCGCAGCCGCCUUUCGCAAGCGCCAGAAACUCGCCCAUGAGGCUCCCUCGUCCGAAGACAUCGAGUCGAGCGAUCAGCUGAGGCGCCUGCUGGCCUUCGACCAAGAUCUACGACGGGCCCGACAUGGACUUCAAUCGUUCAAGAAGCUUCUCGACGAAGCCAUCGCUGGCGACGGCGACCGCAAAGCCAAGCUGGCUAUCCUGCAGCAGUAUCUCGAGACGGUGAAGCCCAAGGACGCCGCAGACAACGAUGACGCUGUAUUUCUCGGCGAUGUAAUGGAGAUGUGGUCCUUUGCGGCUCAGGUCAACGACGACGGCGUCAUGUCGUCCGUCGCCGUUGUCCUCGCUCUGCUCCUCCAAGCCGUCUCUGAACAUCUCCAUCUUGUCUCCCAUGGCCUCGGAAUUUGCCGUACCCUCCUUCAAGAGCGGCAGCUCAAGUCUCUGUCCAGAAACCUGUCGGCUGAGAAGGGGAAGGGCUUCGUCAUCUCGCCCACACUGCGCCUGCUGCGGGAGGCAGUCUGCCUGGACGGUGGCGCCUACGCCAGAAGGAUUGUCCGCGAGAGGUCCUACACGUUCGCGUCUCUGGGGCGCAAUCUCGAGAUAGGUCACACUGGUGACGGGCAAGAAGACUUGCGGCGAGCGUCCGUCCGAACCAACGCCCUGAGGUUCUUCCUCAGCUGCCUCAAAUAUCUGCACCCGGAAGGGCGGAGAGAGCUGCUCUCACAAAGGGAACUCCUGUCCCAUCUUACGUACAUGAUCAAGGGCGAUCCGCCAUACCUUGUCAUCGAGAUUCUUGACACUCUCAAAGCUUAUGUCCUGGCUGAGACCAAGAUUCCCCGAGAUGUCAAGUUCAAGAGUUUCAAUACGAAAUCACUCCUGCGGUUCCUCGCACUCUAUAACUACUCAUCACCAACCAAUAGCCCGGACGAUCGAGACGCUGUCAUCGAAAAGGCCCAUCAAUUUCUAAUGUAUGUAUGCACAACGCCGGUUGCCGGCGUUCUAUAUCCAUACAAGGGUUUGUAUCCCAAGGAGUCAGACGAGGAAACGGCAAGCCGCUCGUCCAAAGGGCAGGUUGGUGCUGCCACUGACUCCUGGGAGGGGCGGUUUCAACAAGGCAUUCCGGUAUUCAACUUUGUCUUGUCCGAGUUUGCCGCCAAACUGCGUCCGUGGUCCAGCUUGAAGCACAGCGAGCUUCUCGUGGCCAUGUUUACUGCCGCCCCGGAGCUCAUAGCCGACUACUUCUACAACAACCGAUCUUUCACCUUUGAGCCGAAACUGUCCAUGACAUGGAUCGGAUAUGCCGCCUUCCUCUUUAGCACCAUGACUUUACCGCUCCUCCCUGCAUUCGGAGACCCCUUGCGCUACGCAAACCUGCCGCCGCCUACCUCUGUUCUUCUUGAUAACAUUCUUCCGCCAGCAAUCAACGAGAAGGUUCUCGUGCGGUGUCUGUCGCCCAAGUCCCAUCUCACAGCCUUCUUUGCCACAAGGAUUCUUGUCGCCGCGCUGGAGAAGCUCAAAGCCGCGGUCGUGAUGCUCCAGAGCAGCUCGUCCCGAAGCCACAGCACUCUUUGGUCCACAGCUGUGCGGCGCUUGGUUGACGCAUUUUGCCAGCGAAUUCCAGACAUGAAGGAGGUUGUUCGUUGCUACAAAAGCAUUCCACCCGAGAAUGUCUUGCAAAGAGCCCUAGCGAGCCGGUCGCUGCGCUUAUACUACGAGGUGAUUCCCCGAGUGGCUCUCGCCGCAAACUUCGACGUCUCUCCCUUGUUCGUGGACAUCCUCAAGUCCAUACAUCAAGACAAUCAUGGGGCUGGCACCAAAGCUUUGGCCACAAUGGAACUCGAAAACCUUGUAUCCAUUGCUAGCUAUUCGCCUGGCAUGAGAUGGUUCACAAAGGUUGAGGGUCUUGGGCAGGGCACGUCAUUGUCAGCCUUUACCGCGCUUCUGCGACUGCUGUGUGAUGGCGAUCGUGACAGUCCCGAGGACCAAUUAAAGGAGACACUAUCCGACGUUGCAAUCGAGAAUCAGCUUGUUUCAAAGUCAGCGGGGUUGCAGCCUUUACUCAGGGCUCUGCAAUGCACGGCCGAAGAUGCAAAGGUCAAGGACAUGAGUUGCGUGUGGUCUUUACUCGACAAUUGCAUAAAUCGAUGUGCCACAUCACCCAUCAAGUACCUGGAUCAGCUUCAGAGCUAUUCGGCGGACGAUACCGGCUCGGCCGAAGCUCACGUAUCACUACUAAGUGUUGCCCUGGUUGAGCAGACGCCAUACGCAACAGAUGCCGCGGACCACAACACAGCUCGCACUCUUGGGCGGUUUCUGUCUUUGUAUUUCAGUGCAUGUCACCUCUGGGACGGAAGUGGAGCACUUUCAGCGGUGUUGCAUGAGAAAGUUGGCGAGCACAUGACGUCCAAAAAGGUCAAGCUCUCGGCUAUCAGCAACAAAGCGGACGUUGAAAGAUUGCAAAAGGCUGGCACCGUGUCGACGCCCAGAGCAGUCGCUGGUCACAUCGUGGACAGCGACUCGUCCACUAUGAAGGAUGUCUCAUUGCAGGAGAUGCUGCAAGCCCCUUUGAUGGAGGCUGGCGAUGCUGGCGCUCUCGUAAAGUGGGCAUCGAAGAGCGUUGAGGAUUUCGUGGAAGAUGGAUGGGCUGCGAAUCUUGUGCGCCUUCUGUCGUCGGAACACACGAGCAUCCGCAAGGAAGCACUCGUCAACAUCUUAAAGAUGGCUGCACAGAUCAAAGAGUCGUCGUAUGAGGAAAAGACACAGAUGUGGCUGCUCCUGUCGGAGGUUGCCGAGUCUUCGAGAGCGCAGCUCGAAGUCGGGCCAGUUCCCUCGGCCUUCGUGGCUUUUACUGUCCACUCCAUCGACAUCUUGAGAAACCCGCUGCAUCCGCUAUACCCAAAAGUCAAUUCCUUUCUGACGCGCAGCCCGGUGUGGUCGCUGGAAAAGCUACCGCUUGCGCACGACAUUCUUCACGGGGAGCCCUCGGAAGACGACAAGUAUUACGCGGAGCUCGCGUGGCUCCUGACCUACCUCUUGGACAGCCUAAGAACACCGUUCGAUCUGGGCGUCUUCCACAAGAAAAAGUGGUUCGAAAAGAUCCUUGCGCUGGGCAGCAAUCCGUAUCUGAGGUCCCAUCUGCGGACGAGGAUUCUCAAGAUUAUAUACAGGGUCACAUGCAUCGAGGCGGGCAGCACCACUCUCGUGACAAGGUUUGGGGUCAUGAGCUGGCUAGAUGCCCAGCGAGCAGCCUGCGCCGUCGAGGAUGAGGCUGCGGUGUUCAGGCGGCUGAUUCAGAGGGUCUGGGAGACGUGCGACCAGCAACGCGUCACGGCUUGGAGUAACGGCGGCAUCGUCAAGGCAUUUGGGGCGCUUUUAGCGGCCUAGUUACAUGGAGAUGUGAAAAUGGAAACGAGACUACAAUAUCCAAGGGCCUCGGUCCCCGACGUGACCCUACAUAAAUUGCUUGCCGCCCC
Purpureocillium takamizusanense is the source of this 3595-nucleotide messenger RNA. RefSeq lists its product as uncharacterized. Gene Ontology annotation, biological process: maturation of LSU-rRNA from tricistronic rRNA transcript (SSU-rRNA, 5.8S rRNA, LSU-rRNA); maturation of 5.8S rRNA from tricistronic rRNA transcript (SSU-rRNA, 5.8S rRNA, LSU-rRNA). Gene Ontology annotation, cellular component: nucleolus. The transcript is spliced from 2 exons. The coding region runs from base 90 to 3506 and encodes 1138 amino acids. The record is from RefSeq and is a predicted model, not a curated record. Lineage: Eukaryota; Fungi; Ascomycota; Sordariomycetes; Hypocreales; Ophiocordycipitaceae.